Aureococcus anophagefferens is the source of this 1586-nucleotide messenger RNA. RefSeq lists its product as hypothetical. The coding region runs from base 6 to 1586 and encodes 526 amino acids. Gene Ontology annotation, molecular function: mRNA binding. The transcript has 6 exons. Lineage: Eukaryota; Pelagophyceae; Pelagomonadales; Pelagomonadaceae. Gene Ontology annotation, cellular component: endoplasmic reticulum; nuclear outer membrane-endoplasmic reticulum membrane network; ribonucleoprotein complex. The record is from RefSeq and is a predicted model, not a curated record. Gene Ontology annotation, biological process: intracellular mRNA localization.
CAUCUAUGGCAGAGGAGUCGAACCCCAGCAGGGAAAUCGAUGUCCAUAGCGCCGACGCUGCAUCCCCCGAUGCGGCAAUAUCCAAACCAAUAGCUCGUCCUAACAAGAGUGAGUUCGACGCAAAGAUUGUGGCCCUGAAUGACGAAGUGCAGGAUUUCAAUGAGCGACUCUCGGAGGUUGAUGCAAAGAUCGCGGAAGCCAAGAGUUCGGGCGGUGAUCAGUCAGAAGAGCUUCGUGAGGCACGCACAACUAUGAAAUCAUUACGUGAAAGGAAAGACACCAUAAUGCGUGAUCGUGCUGAGAUAGCCGCCCUGCAGAAGUCCGCUAAGGCUUCGCUAGAUUCGAAAAUAACGGCUGGUCGAUCUCUUCGAGCGGAGCUCAAAUACACAUCACCUGACGAGAUUGAUAAACGAAUCGCAGAGCUUGAGAUGAGGCAGUCAACUACUUCCAUGUCGCUAAAAGAAGAGAAGGUCCUGCUCAAGGAGAUAGAUCAGCUUAAGCAAUCCAAGAAGUUGGUGACUCAUCUUGCUGCAAACAACGAUUCAAUAUCCUCGGAGCGGAAGAACUCUCAAACUAUAUCUGAGCAACUGACUUCGAAAAAUGCUGAGCUAGAUGUUCUCAAGAAAAAAAUUGAAGAGCAAAAAGAAAUACUUGAGACACUGAACGAGGCUAAUUCUGAGCGGCGUGCUGUGCUGCCGGCACUCUUCAAAGAUAAGGAUGCCCUACGAAAGGAUAAACAAGCUAAAGUCGACGCGAUUAAGUCCUUGCGGGCAGAUUUUCGCAGUGACGUUUUUAAUGCACUUGCACAUUUAGGCGCGCACCAGCGUGAAGUCCGUCGUGUUCGCAAUGAAGCUCGCAAAGCAGAGGAUGAAGCCCGCCGCGCCGAACUCGAGAAGAGGCGAAAAGAAGCCGAAGCGGAGGAACUUAAGCGUGUGCCGUUUGAGGAAGAGAUGGAGCUUUGCUCUUACCUGGCCAACUAUCUUGAAAUCACAUACUGCAAAGAUGUCCAAAAUCCAAAAUCCGAGGCGGACAAGCCAACCGCGGCGGGGGAAUUCGAGGGUCUUGUGCUAUCAGGCAAGAAUGCAGCCAAAGGUCACGAAGAAGAUUACUUGAGCUUGAACAAGGCCACGGGUAAGAAAAAGGGUCGCGGUAAGAAAAAGGGUGGUCUCAAAGUUCAUGAGAAGAUUCUCUUGGUCCCCGAAACGAUUGAGAUCUUCGCUCUUCUUGGCCUUGAACCGCCAUCGACUGUUUCCGGCGUUGUCGAUGCUGUGAAACGCCUCACGGAGAAAAAGUUGUGGUUCUCUGAAUUGGAACGUGGCGCAAUGCCAUCGAUCCGUGACAAGCAAAAGGUUCAAGAGGCAAAGCAGCAACACGGGAAGCGCGAUCGUGAUGACAAAGACGUUGUUCCAGCUAUGCACGCAACCCCCCAGGCCAAACUCAAAGGUACCGGCUUUAAUGCUGCUGAUCUUGCCAGUGCUGAAGAUGCAUUCCCGUCCCUUCCCGGUUUACCGGCGCGCUUAAGUGCCUCGGGUGCGGCGCAAAUGUGGGAGAUACGACGUAUUCUGGGGCGUAAAUUUGGGUUGUAA